UAUUCAAGCAAGCUCAGAAAAACUCACAACUUCUAAUCAAAACUCAAAUCAACCAAAUUUCCAAGGCCCUAGUUUUUUUUUUCAGUUUUCAGAAGUUUUUUUUGUUAAACAAUGGAAGCAGGAAAGGUUGCCAAGGGAGGAAGGAAAGGUGGUGAUAGAAAGAAAGCAGUAACAAAAUCAGUCAAAGCUGGUUUACAAUUUCCAGUUGGUAGAAUCACUCGUUUCUUAAAGAAAGGUCGUUAUGCUCAACGUGUUGGUUCAGGUGCUCCAGUUUAUCUCGCCGCUGUUCUUGAAUAUCUAGCCGCUGAGGUUUUGGAGUUGGCUGGAAAUGCUGCCAGGGAUAACAAGAAAUCAAGGAUUAUACCAAGGCAUGUGCUUUUGGCAGUAAGGAACGAUGAAGAAUUAGGAAAGUUGCUUGCUGGUGUUACUAUUGCUAGCGGUGGAGUUCUUCCGAAUAUUAACUCCGUUUUGUUGCCAAAGAAGGGUCUUGAGAAAGAAACAACACCCAAGUCUCCUGGAAAAUCUCCCGCUGGAAAGUCUCCAAAGAAAGCUUAGAUCUAGUUUCUGUUAACUCUGGGUACAGUCUAGCUAUGUAACUAAAUGUGCAAUGAAAUCAAACCUAGAAACUCUGCGGUGGGAUUAUUUUGGUGGUUCGAAUGAUCUGUUUUUUUGGGGAUUAGUUUUUACAGAUUUAAAUCUGAUUCGGGUUUCAAUGUUCAUAGGCUUGUUCGGAAUAAAUUGAUCUGAUUUCUUGACAAA
Papaver somniferum (opium poppy) is the source of this 759-nucleotide messenger RNA. RefSeq names its product histone H2A.1-like. Gene Ontology annotation, molecular function: DNA binding; protein heterodimerization activity; structural constituent of chromatin. Bases 112 to 555 code for a protein of 147 amino acids. Lineage: Eukaryota; Viridiplantae; Streptophyta; Magnoliopsida; Ranunculales; Papaveraceae. The record is from RefSeq and is a predicted model, not a curated record. Gene Ontology annotation, cellular component: nucleosome. The transcript is spliced from 2 exons.